GCUGGUGUGGGGAAACCAAGAGAUGAUCUGGACCCUGUCGCGGGGUGCUGUGACAACUCAACCAUCACCAAGAACAGUGGCACUGGCCAAGCCCAAACAAGAUUUUGGCAAGCACCAAUGCAGGUCAGUGAUUAAGAGGAAAUGGCCUCAACGUCCCCUGCUAGUGGAUUUUGGCUUCCCUUCUGAUCGGCUGCUGAAGUUGUCUGAACCUAAAAAAUACCUGGCUGCUUACCUGCAGCAAAGACCUCGCCAGUCCCCCGAGUGGCCCGUGUCACCAGCUGCGCUGAGCUAUAAGGCCUCCCCGCGGAUCCUGGAGCUUGCACGGCCAAAGGUGCUGCACCCAGAGUUUCUGCUGGCCAGAGAGGUGCCAACACAGGUUAAAAAUGUCACAGCCUUGGCCAGAGCAUCCUCGCGGUUACAGCAUCUCGCAGAGCCCCGGGUCAAGGAGGUGACUUGCUGCUAUGAGCACAGUUUUCCCGAAUCUGUCAUCCGUCCGGUUUCCAAGUCGGCUCAGAAGGCAAUUGCAAGCCCUCGGACCCUGGAGCUGGCUAGGGCAAAAAGAUUGCAUCCUGAGUAUGUGCCCAUGCGGGAUGCUGAGUGGCCAGUGACGGAGGCUGCAAAGCACGCAGUGGCCACAGCAAGGCUCGUGGAACUGGCCCAGCCUUGCAAAAGGCCUCCUAUGAGCUUGGCUCAAUUCAACCCAGACGCGUUCACAGUGAAGGAGACUGCUAAGAAGGCAACUUGUUCUGCUCGAAUCCAAGACCUGGCUCGUCCAAUUAAGCGCUGA
Messenger RNA from Phaethon lepturus (White-tailed tropicbird), 787 nucleotides. RefSeq names its product theg spermatid protein-like (gene SPMAP2L). The transcript is spliced from 6 exons. The annotation marks the transcript as partial. The record is from RefSeq and is a predicted model, not a curated record. NCBI's taxonomy places the organism in Eukaryota, Metazoa, Chordata, Aves, Phaethontiformes, Phaethontidae.